GUUUCUCAUCGGCGUUUGUUGGUAGUUCGCCGUUAUCCGUUUUGUUUGAAUAGUAAUAUUAUAAUAUAUAUUAUCCAACUAUCCAGUCAAAAAUCGUGUAUUUUACUGUCGUCGUUGACUUGAGGCUGCUCGUGCGCAUUGUCCGCCGACGACAUUUUGACGAUGAUCACCGACACGGAAAUUCUUCCCGUUACUGAGAAAACGAUGAAUACCGUAGAUACAUCUGAUGCACUGGAUUUGACUAAAGAAAAUAUAAGACCACUAAGACAAGGUAGAAAACCAAUUCAAUUAGAAACUGCUUUACAAGCACAAUCUAAUUUGGAAAUUCAACAAAAGUUAAAUAAGAAGAAAGAAAAAUAUGAACAUGCUAUUCGUACAUAUGAAGGUGAUGAUCCUUUAGCUCCACAUUUUGAGUAUAUGAAGUGGUUGGAACAAAUAUAUUUAAAACAUGGACCAGAGAGUAAUUUGAUGCCUCUUAUUGAAGAAACUGUACAGAAAUUCAAAAAUGAUGCAAAAUACAAACAAGAUCCAAGAUUUAUCACAAUUUUAAUUAAUUUUAUUGAAAACCAAUCAAAUGCUAUUGAGUUGUAUCAAAUUGUUUAUAAUCAAGGUAUUGGUACAAUGUGUGCUUUAUUUUAUCGCGCAUGGGCUGAGUUAUUAGAUAGAUAUAAUGAUUUUAAACGUGUGGAUCAAAUAUUUUUGUUGGGAAUUAAAGCUAAGGCUGAACCAGUUGAAGAACUUGAACAAGCUCAUCUCCAAUUCCAAUUAAGCGUAGCUAGGCGAAUGCUUAAUGGACAAAUUUAAAAUGAUGACGAUAAGAACCAAGAACCUGAAAAAAGACACGCAUUUAAUGUCUUAAAAAAUCUGAAACGCACAGUGGUGUCAGACUGGUUUUGGCGGAGUUAUUGGAAAAGUACCACAAAUGAAUAAUGCAAAUGG
Messenger RNA from Aphis gossypii (cotton aphid), 939 nucleotides. RefSeq names its product mitotic checkpoint serine/threonine-protein kinase BUB1 beta-like. Gene Ontology annotation, biological process: meiotic sister chromatid cohesion, centromeric; mitotic spindle assembly checkpoint signaling. The coding region runs from base 163 to 804 and encodes 213 amino acids. The record is from RefSeq and is a predicted model, not a curated record. Gene Ontology annotation, molecular function: protein kinase activity. NCBI's taxonomy places the organism in Eukaryota, Metazoa, Arthropoda, Insecta, Hemiptera, Aphididae. The transcript has 5 exons.